This is a messenger RNA of Suillus subalutaceus, 849 nucleotides long. Its product is annotated as caspase domain-containing protein. Gene Ontology annotation, molecular function: cysteine-type endopeptidase activity. Bases 1 to 849 code for a protein of 282 amino acids. Lineage: Eukaryota; Fungi; Basidiomycota; Agaricomycetes; Boletales; Suillaceae. Gene Ontology annotation, biological process: proteolysis. The transcript is spliced from 9 exons. The record is from RefSeq and is a predicted model, not a curated record.
AUGUUACCCGAAGUCAUCGAAAUUGAUGAUAAUUCUUUCCCCGCUGCGUUGACCUCCUUCAUCAGGAUCACCACACAUGCCAUAACGUCGAUGGACGUGCGCUUCGUGGAAGCCAUCAAGGAUCCAAAGACAAAUGUCCUAAAAGAAAUCACAGUCCAAGGCCACCACCACCUCGCCGAAUUCUCGAGGUGCCCUCGUUCUUCUGGAGCACCGUAUUUGAACCGACGCGUGUCAGAAGCUUCUUAUAUUCCGAUGUACACACAACCCAGUCCACGGUCUCCUGGAAGAAAGCGGGGCAUUGUUGGUCAACGCUAUGAACUGAGAGGGUGCAAUAAUGACAUUCAUAAUCUCUCGCCAUGCCUUAUUAAUCAAUGGGGAUACGAUCCCACAGACAUUGUACAAUUAAUUGAUGACGGCUGUGGCCCCCUGCCAACUAAGCACAAUAUUUUACUUGAAAUGCGCCGCCUGGCAUUUUAUGCAAGGGCAGGUGACUCCAUGUUCUUCUAUUUUUCGGGGCAUGGGGGCCAAGUCCGCGACCUGGAUGGCGAUGAAGUUGAUGGUUAUGAUGAAUGUAGGACUCAGGGCCUUAUUAGAAAGGUUACUGUUGACGUGCACAAAGUCAUAUGUCCAGUCGAUUAUCAACAGUCGGGUGUGAUUAACGACGAUGAAAUACACGAAAUUAUGUCGCUGAUAGAACGCCCGCAGGUAAAGCCGCUGGCUGCUGGCUCACGGUUGACGGCGCUCUUUGAUUAUUUGCCUUACCUUUAUGACUCUAGACAAUGCAAGUGCACCGAUGGCGUUACGCCCGAUGCUCGCAUCAGGAAGCACUCCCAGGCGAAGAAGUUGUAA